This is a messenger RNA of Nematostella vectensis (starlet sea anemone), 1426 nucleotides long. Its product is annotated as protein ILRUN. The record is from RefSeq and is a predicted model, not a curated record. NCBI's taxonomy places the organism in Eukaryota, Metazoa, Cnidaria, Anthozoa, Actiniaria, Edwardsiidae. The coding region runs from base 142 to 1020 and encodes 292 amino acids. The transcript has 6 exons.
CCUCAUGACGUCACCAUUUCUCGUUGAACGCCGAGCCAAAACAAAUUCGCUUCGAAUGUGUUCUAAAAGCAAUCUAGAAUCCUUCGAAUUUUCCUAGAUUUUGCCAUAUUUGCAUUGCAUUUGACGAAGUUAAAUUCAACAAUGGAGGUUGAUUGCGAUGUGGAUCAAGAUCUCAUGGCAAAGUUUAGCAGUCUAGGUACCACGGAUCGUGAAGUCCUUAUCAUGGAGCUACAAAAACUGCUGGAUUUUCAACUCAACCAGUCGGGCUGUGCAUUUUUUCUAGAUAUGGCCAACUGGAAUUUGCAGGCUGCUAUUGGUGCAUUCUAUGACUUCAACUGUUCCAAUGACAAACUUCCAAGCAUGUCAUUUGUUCGAGAUGUCACCAUUGGUGAAGGGGAGUCAGUCCCUCCUAAUACAGCCUUCGUAAAGACAUGGAGGUUACAGAAUACUGGUACUGAGAAGUGGCCAAAUGGUGUUUUUCUAAAGUUCACUGGGGGUGAUCAGCUUGGUCCUGUUAGCUCUGUCACAGUCCAGCCUCUUGAUCCGGGAGAGUGUGUGGAUGUUAGUGUGAACAUGUUUGCGCCUGACCGAACAGGGAUGUUUCAGGGUCAGUGGAGAAUGUGUACUCCAACAGGAUCAAGCUACUUUGGAGAUGUUAUUUGGGUAAUACUUAGUGUAGAUGUUGGUGGACUUCUUGGGGUCACUCAACAGCUGUCUCAUCUUGGCGAAGAGUUUGGUUCUCCUGAACGUGCUCCUCAAGCCACCCAGGCAAAUCCUUUCUCUCCAACUACCCCAGUAGGACACUCUCCACAAGUCAACUUCACCGUCCCACACAACAGCCCCUGCAGUAUACAGGGAUCCCCUUUUAGAAGAUCUUUAUUUGAUAGUACACCAAUUAAUCAAGACAACUCGUUAAUUACACCAUCCACGAUGUUAUGCAGUAAAGACGACGAGCUCUUAGCUACUCAGCUUGACAGUACGUCCAUAUCAAAUCCGCACGGAGACUGCAGUCAAUCCUGACAAUUCCACCAACGCCACAGACAUUAAAAUAUAUGUAGAUAUUUGAUUAUCUCGAAGGCUGAUUAAGAAUCCAGAGAGAUAAACUUAGAGAGUCGUAGAUAUUUGCUAGACAAUGGAUGAGAUCAAAUCUUGAUGGGAUUUUUACCAUCACAAGGGAGUGAUUGGACGAGACAUUUUUUAGACCACAGGAAGACAGGUAAUAGUCACUAGACUAUUCAUUUGAAGAAUAGCUUCUCACAUCACGACCAGAAGAGAUCUACAGAGCAAAAUUCCUAAGUGCCUUCAACACUUGUAUGGGAUUUUUGUCGAAGUACAGAAAAGAAGGUGUACCCAAAAGCAUGUAUGUGAAAUUAAUUAUUUGGACUUCAGAUUAUACAACACGGCAAUAAAAUAACUUUGGGAACCA